AUGGUUAAUAAUCCACCAGAUGUAAAUGUAUGGGAUCCAAAUGAUGAGGAAGACGAAAAGAAAAUAGCCAAAUUCAACAGGGAUAACGAACGGGCUCUUUGCAUAAUUGGGCUGACACUAAAUGACCAGCACCUUGUCCAUAUUCGUGGUGAAGAGUCUGCUGCUAGGUGUUGGAACAAUUUGAAGAGGAUUUAUGUUCGAGAUAGUGACUCCGCCCUCGCUCUCCUUAAUCACUGGGACCCCGGAGGAGGCGGAGAAGCUGCGAGAGAAUCUGGAGGGGGGCGGGGGGACAUCCAGACGUGCCCUGGAUACAGAAACUGGAAACCAUUUGUGGUCUUUGCAAGGCAAACUUUUCUCUUGGGGGAGAAAAAGAGCAGAAUCAUUUGCAGGGAUCAGUCCUGCGGCCCCAGAAAUGUUCCGGUGAAGGAAAAGGCAUCUGGAGACCCACCAGAGUCCUUGGAGCCAUCUGGAGUUGCUCUGCAGGACAGAGAAAGGAUGGAGACACAACCUUUGGGAAAGGAGGGAGCCGGAAAAGGCCCUUCAGCUGCUCAGCCUGGGAAGGGGGGAAAGCUGUGGACAAGAACCGGGCAGAAGAUCCUGGAGGAGGAAACCAUCCUCUCUUCAGAAGUUCAGCCCUGGAGCUUCAUCCAAUAUCGGGAGGCUGAGGGUCCCCGAGGACUUUGCAGCCGACUCCAUGACUUUUGCAGGCGAUGGCUGAAACCAGAAAAGCACACCAAAGCCCAGAUGCUGGACCUGGUGGUUCUGCAGCAUCUCCUGUUCCUUCUGCCCCCAGAGAUGGAGGGCUGGGUGCGGGAGUGUGGAGCAGAGACCAGCUCCCAGGCGGUGGCCCUUGCGGAAGGCUUCCUCCUGAGCCAGGUGGAGGAGCAGAAGGAGCUGAUCCAGUUGCAGUGUUGCACUGUAGAUAUCAGAGAUCCUGAGGGAAGGAAGAACCCAUCAAAUCCCCCUCAGGACCUAUUUUUCAGGAGGAUCCCGUGGGAAGAUCCAAGUCAGGACACCUCAGGAGAGAAACAAAGAAUGAAGGUUUCUGGUUUUUAUGAUGGAGAUCAAAUAGAGAUUGACCCUCCAAAUCAAGAGAGUCUUGUGUCCUUUGAGGAGGUGGCUGUGUCUUUCUCUGAGGAGGAAUGGUCUCAGCUGGAUCCUGACCAGAAAGCGCUGCAUUCGGAAGUCAUGCUGGAAAACCAUAGGAACGUGGUCUCUCUGGGUAAUAAUGGGCAGGAGAAUCAAGAUUUCUGUGAACUGUUUCAAGUGAUCAAUGCUAAGGAUGGAACAGAGAAGUUUGGAAUUCGAAUGGAAUUAGGAAGCCAUGAGAGAAACCAGUCAAAGAAUUGGAAUCGGGAAAGUUCAUCUUCCACCGAUGCUCCGAUGGAAGACUUUCUUGCCCAACAAGAGAAAAUAAUGAAAAAAUAUGUUGAGAAAAGCGUGAAGCUAAUCAAAGCUAAAGUACAAGUAAAUGAACACUAUUUAACCCAAAACAAAGGAGAAGAUGCUAUAAGAAGACACAACGGACAAAAUUACAAUGGGACAUUCAUUCUUUCUCUUGGAAAUAACUUCCUUACAUCUGAAAAAACGUUUGACACAAAAGAGGAACCUUAUAAAUGUUUGGAAUGUGGAAAAUGUUUUAGAAUAAGCGGGCAACUUACUAUUCAUAAAAGGAUUCACACAGGGGAGAAGCCAUAUAAAUGCAUGGAGUGUGGAAAGACCUUUGUUCAAAGAAGAAAUCUUAUUUCCCAUAAGAUGAGCCACACAGGGGAGAAGCCGUAUAAAUGCAUGGAAUGUGGAAAGACCUUUGCUCGAAGAGAUUAUCUUAUUUCCCAUAAGACGAUCCACACAGGGGAGAAGCCUUAUAAAUGCAUGGAGUGCGGAAAGACCUUUGGUCAUAGAGGAAAUCUUAUUUCCCAUAAGGUGAGCCACACAGGGGAGAAGCCGUAUAAAUGCAUGGAGUGCGGAAAGACCUUUGCUUAUUGUAGUGGCCUUAGAAAACACACAAAGCUCCACUCAGGAGAGAAGCCGUAAAAAUGCAUGGAGUGUGGAAAGACCUUUGCUCAGAAUGGUCCUCUUACUUCUCAUAAAAGGAUCCACGCUCAGGAGAAACUAUAUAGCAAUAGCAAUUCCACUUAGAUUUAUAUACAAUUCCACAAUGCUUUACCACUUUAUCUCUGAGCAGUUUGCAGUCUCCAGCAAUCUGGGUCCUCAUUUUAGCAACCUCAGAAGGAUGAAUUAACUACUAAAAGAAAUCUAUACGAGUUGAAGGUGUUUUCAAUAAAAUGCCAAUUUGAAACUUCAAUUUCCACUUACUUAAAAAUGCUCCAUCCAUUUUCCUUGCUAAAAUAUUUUUUCUCAUCCAGAAUUUGCAUUUUUGCUCAAAUAGUCACAAUUUUCACUUUGUAAAGCCACUGCCUCCUUUUUUAGCUAUUCCACAAAGAUCUUUAAUGUUCCCAGAUUCAAAUGGGCUAAUUAUGAAAAAACAACAGCCCACACCUGAAAUCUUGUUCUUUGUCUGGGUGGCAGCCAGAUUAGAUCCCGGGUUUAAAUUACGAAUAGCAAAUUGAAUGUUCUUCAGCAUCAUAGAAUUAACAGUUAUUAAAAACAAUCCCUCAACAGUGAGAAACACUGUUAGCAAAGUACUCUGAGCUGGAGUGAACAUUUAAAGGACCCUCUUGGGGGACUCACCCAGAACCUCCCCAUUAAUCCAUCUAAGAAUUGUAACAGCAUUUGGUGAAGGAGGCGAUCAAGAGGGAUCCCGUCCAAGGCUCUGCGGUGAUCCUGGGAUCUGCUUGAUCUUUUCAGCCUCCAUCUGCCCCACCUUCCCUUUCCCCAAGAUCCCCCCCCCAUCCCUUCCACACUCCCUGCCUCCACCAUUCUGGGUAAGCUAUCUGGGAGCCGGACCCCUCCCCACCUCCUUCCCUGGGAACUGCUGGUUCCUUUGGCUGGAAGAAGGCCGGCUAGCUGCAGGCAGAACCUGGUCUGAGGGGUGUCUUCCCCAAAAUCCCCCCAAAGGGAAGAUCCUCCACAUUACAAAAGAGGCCUUGAGACCCCUCAAAAGUGCUUCUCUCAUCAAAUAAAUAAAUAAAUAAAUUACUAAAUUUAAAUGGCAGGGGAAAAAAACCUAGAAUUAAAUUAAAACUUUUACAGGAUACUAAAGAUAAAGGGGGCAUGGCAUUACUGGACAUGGGGCUUAGUCCAGAAUGAGCUGCGCAGGUGAUAGAGGGAGCUACGCGUAGCUCCCAUAUAACACCGCUCCUGCGCAGACUGCACUGGCUACCUGUGGCCUUUCGAGUGCACUUUAAGGUGUUGGUUACUACCUUUAAAGCGCUCCAUGGCUUAGGGCCUGGGUACUUACGGGACCGCCUGCUGUUACCACAUGCCUCCCACUGACCCGUACGCUCUCACAGAGAGGGACUUCUCAGGGUGCUGUCCGCCAAGCAAUGUCAGCUGGCGGCCCCCAGGGGAAGGUCCUUCUCUGUGGGGGCUCCCACACUCUGGAACGAACUUCCCCCGCGUUUACGCCAAAUACCUGACCUUCGGACAUUCCGUCGCGAACUGAAGACACAUCUUUUUAUUCGCGCGGGGCUGGCUUAAAUUGAAUUUUAUUAAUUUUAAAUUCUUAUUAAUUAAUUUUAAAUGGGGUUUUUAGUUUAUUGUAUAUUUUUAUUUCUCAGGCCAAUUUUAAAAUAAGUUUUUUAAUUGCAUUUUAAAUUGUACAUUGUAUUAUCUGUUUUAUUUUUGCCUGUAUACCGCCCUGAGUCCUUCGGGAGAAGGGCGGUAUAAAAAUCAAAUAAAUAAAUAAAAAUAAUAAAAUAAAAUAUACUAUCAGGCAUCUAUUUUAAUUUGGUUAAACAAUUGGAUGGAGUUAAGAAAUAAAAGGAUCUUAGCUAUAGAAGGACACGACCUGCAAGUGGGAUGGCACGCAUUCCUUUGGGAUGAAAAGUUUAAAACACAGUUACUUUCAAAGGCAGAUAUUAAGGAAUGCUCUCUUACAGACUUGGCAGAAAAUGAAAAAAAAAGCACUACAUAAAAAUUCCAAUGUAGUUCUCCACAAUGGAAGCAUUGAAACAUCCAAAUUUAAUUGAUAUUGAUAAGGUAAUUAGAUAUUAGGAUACGUUAAAUGAACAGGGAAAUUUGAAAACAAAACAGGAACUAGAACAAGAUCUAGGUAGGGAGAUAGACUGGUAGACAUAUACACAAAUUCACUCCAAAUAUGAAGAGAAUAUAAAAUUAUAUGAAAUUCAAAAUGGUCUGCAAGAAUUGGAUAAAAUUAUACAAGGAACGGAAGAAAAAUUAAUUAGUAAAAUAUAUAAAUAUUUAUUGAGAUAUAAGAUGGAAGACAGGUCAUCAAGGAGACAACAAUAAAAUGGGGAAAAGUUUUUUAGAUAUAAUAUAGAAUUGGAAAAAUGUAAAAAACUGUGGGAAACAAAAUAAAAUUGACUAUGUUUGCGGCAUUCAAGAAAACCAGAUCAAGAUGUUCUAUAGUUGGCAUCUCCCUCCGGCAAGGCUUGCCAAGAUAUUUCCAAACAUUUCACCAAUAUGUUGGAAUUGUAAAAAGGUGUAUGGAAUGUAUUAUUUAUGGUGGUGUCAGCCUCGCAUGCUAUCUUGAUUGUUUUGUUUACUUAGUUAAGUGUUUGUUUUAUUACUUGUUUAUUGCUUAGUUAAAUGUUUUAUUGCUAUUUUAGUGUUAAGUAUUAGGAACGGGGUAAUGUUCCUUUAAGAGAGGGGGAGAAGGCUCAUCUUGAAAGGAACCCAGGAAUUCAAAUUUCAAGACGCGGGCUGACACUAACGAACUCUGCAUACCAGACAAGUGGAAACCAUCGGAAGAAGAACCCCAUGUGAAACCUGAGGAGAAAUGGAUUGGACUAGACUGUUUGACCUUUGGAGGGAGGAGGGAAUGUAUGAGAGAUAUGUAUGUGUAACUCACGCCUACUAUUCAGAACUUGCUUUUCUUUCCUUGUAUUCAGCCAUAGUCAGUAAAUUUCUCUAUAAACAAUG
Ahaetulla prasina is the source of this 5004-nucleotide messenger RNA. Its product is annotated as zinc finger protein 197-like. The record is from RefSeq and is a predicted model, not a curated record. Gene Ontology annotation, molecular function: RNA polymerase II cis-regulatory region sequence-specific DNA binding; DNA-binding transcription factor activity, RNA polymerase II-specific. The transcript has 7 exons. Gene Ontology annotation, biological process: regulation of transcription by RNA polymerase II. NCBI's taxonomy places the organism in Eukaryota, Metazoa, Chordata, Lepidosauria, Squamata, Colubridae. The coding region runs from base 1 to 2034 and encodes 677 amino acids.